Molecule: messenger RNA, 5268 nt
Organism: Fraxinus pennsylvanica
Lineage: Eukaryota; Viridiplantae; Streptophyta; Magnoliopsida; Lamiales; Oleaceae
Source: the annotation of a GenBank genome assembly
AUGACAGAUGAGUAUAUUUCCUUAGAGACGGGGGAGGAUGAGGCAGAGACCGAGGAAGUGGAGGCAGAGGCGGAGGCUCAGAGGUUGAGGCGGAGGCAAGACGGCGGAGGAGGCAAAAGCGAAACGGAGAUGAUGAAUGUAAUUGGGGCAGCUGGUGACUUGGGUUUUGUUUUGUUGGGUUGGGCUGGGCCUGGGGAGUGGGGAGUGGGGGCUGGCGUUUUUCUUCUGAUUUUUCUUCAGGAUCAGAUGUCGCUGCCAUUAAUUUAUUUGGAAAGAGUCUUUCAUGACUCCGGUAAUAUGCUUACUGAGAUAUCGGUAGGCAAAAAUGUUUGUGAUUUCAAGGACGGAUCUCCUGUUGUCAGUCAUAAUUGUGUCAGCGGCAUAUUAUCUGUUUCUCCACAAUUGUCUGAGCCCUCCCAUGUGAGAGCAGAGCCAUCCGUACACAUGGACACAUUAGAUCUUUCAGGUGCAGAUCUCCUUCUUGCUGCUUUUGACUCUUUAAGCUUUGUCGAGAAUCCUGGGCAUAGAGCUGAUGAAGAAAAAGAUACUGUCAAAUUUGAUGCUCCUAAUUCUUGUGUCGAAGUUGAUCCAUCCAGACAGCUAGACAGCGAGGUAAAAUAUUAUUCCGAGUCUGUUCAUGUAGCUGAUCCAUCUUUGCAGAAGGAUUGUGAAGGCCAAGAUGUGGUUAAAGUUGAUGAUGUUUCUGAAACGAAACCUCUAAUUGUGUAUUCUUCUCGGAGGAGGAGCGGGCGCAACCUUAAAUUAAAUCAAAACAAUGAGGAGCAUAAACCAGAUGGAAAAUGUAGGCGAACAGCUAAAAAGAACAAAAUACUGGAUUCGAUUUCCUUGCAAAUUUCAAGGAGGAGGAGAAGUGCCUUCUGCAAACGUGCUCGUUCCUCGGUUUGGGGAUCUCUGGGAAAUAUAAUCCAAGGUUUUCAAGUGAAUGUUGGGCUUGACAUGAAUUUAAAUAAUGGGAUAAGACCAAAGAGGGCAAACGAUGGUCUAGUGAAUGGAAGGAGGGCUAGAAAUUCAAAAAAACCAAUGGGAAAAAGCUGCACUCCAACUAGUAAUAUCUCUUUGAAGGUUAAAAUUGGAAAAACGAAGGGCCAGUACUAUUCAAAAAGUAAUUAUGUUGAAAAUCUUAGUGGAAAGGAAAAAAAUAUUUCCAAUUUAUUCAAGGGUAUUGAAAACAAGUUGGAGGAAGGGGUGGCUAGAAGUAUAGGUUUGCCAUGUAAAGGAAAUUUGGAGAAGUUGACCUUGUCUGAUGCUUCUAUGUUUAAUAUACACCUUGAUGACAAGGACAUUGUUGAUAAUGCGUUUGCUUACAUUUCAGUAGAUCCUCCGGGAAUUAUUAGCCAGGAGGAGGUUGAUAAAUUGGGAGCUGCAAAUAGUAACAGGUGUUCAGAUCCAGGAACUUCACCUGAUUCAGAAGUUAUAAACUCAGUUCCUGAUUUUCGAAUUUUUGCAGAAGGUUCGAAAAAUAUGCAAGAUGUUCUGAAUUUGUCGAAGGCAUACGUUUCCUCUGGAGAGGUUGUAAGUUUGAGUUUGCCACCAAAGAGCACUAAGAAAGGAAAAAAGAGGGGAAAGUGCCCUCAGGCAGGUGACUGCAGUGUGGAAAGCAAGCUAUUUAGUUCUGAAAUCAUGAACAAUGCUCAAGACUCUGUGAAACUUGGACAUGGAAACACAUUAGGUGAUGAGUCUUACUAUAUUGAUGCUUCCAUGAACACAGCUGGAAAAGCAUGUUUGGACACAUCUCGCACUGAGGGAGUUUCUGGAGAUCCUAUGCAUUUUUCAAGAUUUGCUGACAUGGGAACCUCUUGUGAGGCAUCAAAAGUCCAGACCAAUAAGGAUAUUAAACCUUCUACACUUGUGAGUGCAGUUGAGUUGUCGGAGUCACAGAUAUGCAAGGAACUAUUUCCUUCUAACAAGGGGCAAAAAAUUCCUGAAAAUUCUAGAGAAAAUGGAGGAAGCAAGAGUAGGUCCGAAGUUUUGGAUCUACCCAUCAAGAAAAGAAAUGCUUCCAGAAAGAAGGGAAGCCAAUGCCAUUCAGUUGCUAAUCACGAUGUUAAGGAGGGUGGUGAUUUCUGCAUCUUCGUUGGAGUGGAAGCAGGAAAUCAAUUAUCGUCUGAUCUCGGGGAAAGUGGAUGUGCAAGCCAAAGAUCAAGUGGAGAGACACACAAAUUAGAACUUUUUCCUUGUGGGGAAAGGGAGUGUACAGUUCCAGCGAGGAGCGCAUGGGUACUUUGUGAUGAUUGUGAUAAAUGGAGGCGAAUACCUGCUACACUUGCAGAUCAAAUUGAAGAAGCAAACUGCAGAUGGACCUGCAAGGAUAACAAGGAUAAAAACUUUUCUGACUGCUCAAUUCCACAAGAGAAGUCAGAUGCAGAUAUCAAUAAGGAGCUGGCUAUAUCUGAUGCUUCAUGUGAGGAUGACGCCUUCAUGAAGUCUAACCAAAAUCAAUCAAUUGUUGCUCAACAUUCAUCUUGGACGCUUAUCAAGUCAAACUUCUUUCUGCAUCGCAGUCGCAAAACCCAAACCAUUGAUGAGAUAAUGGUUUGCCAUUGCAAACCCCUGUCAGACGGUCGAAGGGGUUGUGAAGACAAAUGUUUGAACAGGAUGCUUAACAUUGAAUGCGUUCAAGGAACCUGCCCAUGUGGUGAACUUUGUUCAAACCAACAGUUCCAGAAGCAUAAGUAUGCUAAGUUAAAGUGGUUCAGAUGUGGAAAGAAGGGAUAUGGCCUUCAGGUGGUAGAAGAUAUCGCUGACGGACAGUUUCUUAUUGAAUAUGUUGGAGAGGUGCUUGAUAUGAAUGCUUAUGAAACACGUCAAAGAGAGUACGCUUUGAAGGGUCAUAAGCAUUUUUAUUUCAUGACAUUGAAUGGAAGCGAGGUAAUUGAUGCCUGUGCUAAAGGAAAUUUGGGCCGUUUCAUAAAUCAUAGCUGCGAUCCUAAUUGCCGCACAGAAAAGUGGAUGGUGAAUGGAGAAGUUUGUGUUGGACUAUUUGCUUUAAAGGAUAUUAAGAAGGGUGAAGAAAUCACUUUUGAUUACAAUUACGUACGUGUGUUUGGGGCUGCUGCAAAAAAGUGCGUAUGUGGUUCACCUAAUUGUCGGGGAUAUAUAGGUGGUGGCGGCGAUCCAUUAAAUGCUGAAGUAAUUGUCCAAGAUGAUUCUGAUGAAGAAUAUCCGGAGCCUGUUAUGUUCUGUGACGACAAAGAGAUGAAUUAUUAUUGGAAUGACAUUAUGAAAACUUCCUUAAGUGAUGGAGAAAUCAAAGUUGUGAAGGAAACAGCAGUAAAUGAGGAUAGGAUGGAGCAACUGGAAAGUGCUCUUUACCUCUUAAAGACUGCUUCAGAAAUUCUAAGUUCUGAUAAUUUGAUUCCAAAUGAACGCACAAGUGUCAAAUCACAAGUUAGGGAUACUUUAGUUCAUAAUGAAUGUCAACUUGAGGAUUUUUCUGCUGCUGCUGCUGUGCAUUUGGACAUGAACAAAGAAACUCAAGGUUCCGUGAACAGAUCUGCAUCUGCUGGUUUGAAAGUUGAAUCUGAAGAAGCAGAACACUCCCGGUUCCAUGUGGCCACUCCUGCAUAUUGUAGGAAAUCGUUGUCUGAUGUGGUUGAAACUAAGAGGAAAUUGGAAGCUACUAUUGAGGGAAAAAGGGGCGAAUUAACGAAGUCAGAUACUCUUUCGAAUACUCGUCGCUCAUCAUCUUCAGCAAAUAAGGGAAAGCUUAAAAUUAAUUCUGAUAAAAAAAAUCCAGAUGUGGACAAGUCACACGCAUUACCAUAUAAAUCUAAUAAAUUACUGGAACUUUCCCUAAAUAGCCAUUUUGAAGCAGUUGAGGCAAAACUAAAUGAGUUGCUAAAUCCUGACGGUGGUAUAAGCAAGCGAAAAGAUGCAUCGAGAGGCUACUUGAAACUUCUUUUUCUAACUGCUGCUUCAGGGAAUAAUGGCCAUGGUGAAGCCAUCCAGAGUAAUCGAGAUCUUUCAAUGAUUUUGGAUGCACUUUUGAAGACGAAAUCACGAACUGUUCUGAUCGAUAUUAUCAACAAGAACGGUUUGCAGAUGUUACACAAUAUAAUGAAGCAUUAUAGAAGGGAAUUCAUUAAGACUCCAAUUCUGCGAAAGCUUCUUAAGGUGCUUGAGCAUCUGGCAUUGAGGGAGAUUCUUAAUUUGGAGCACAUAAAUGGAGGUCCCCCACGUCCAGGAGUGGAGAGCUUUAGAGAUUCAAUUUUAAUUCUGACAGAACAUGCUGACAAACAGGUCCAUCAAAUUGCACGGCACUUUCGGGAUAGGUGGAUUCGAAGGCCCAUCAGGAAAAAUUGCUGCAUGGACAGAGAUCUUGGUAGAAUGGAAUUUCAUCACAGUUCAAACUACAAUAGGUUUCCCUUUUUACAUGAUGCUUUGAGUCAUAGGAGUGGAAAGCCUUCAGAAGCAAUAGACUGCUGCAUUGAACCCAGUGCAGUUAUUAGUGGUGUGUCAGAGGGAUCUCAUGCAUCAUGUACUAGUGAUUGUGGUGCCAAUGGUACAAAAACACGCAAGCGUAAAAGUCGAUGGGAUAAUCCUUUGGCGUCGUACCCGCACGUGGCAGAUGACGAAGAGCAGAACACUGAUGAGGAUGCUCCUCCUGGAUUUAAUUCUCCGCUUAAUGCCUCUAUUAUUCCAUCAGAUGCUUGUUCGACUGCUAUUGAACAUGAAAGAGCUAUGCCCAUGAAGCAUACGUUUGAUGUAGUAUUGGGCGAUUCACAACAGAGGUUCAUUUCACACUUGUCUGUAUCUUAUGGUGUUCCAUUUCCUAUCAUGCAGCAAUUUGGGACCCCUGAAGCAGAAUCUUUUAAUAGUUGGAAUGUAGCUCCAGGAUUGCCAUUCCAUCCUUUUCCUCCAUUGCCUCCAUAUCUGCGUGGCAAGAGAGAGCUACCAACCUCUGCCAAAUGUGCAUCAAUGAGUGAGGCGGCAGGACAUGCAGAACAGUGCUAUGGUAAUCGUGCCAAUCAUCCCUUAAGUCAAAACCAUACCGGCACUUGUAAGGACUUACCAGAUAUGAGAGUUUCAUGUGCAAAUGUCCAUCCAAACGUUCAUCCUCGGGGUUCUUAUAACCUGGGGAGGAAAUACUUUAGGCAGCAUAAGUGGAAUAAUUCAAAGUUAGCACCGCCAUGGAUUCGAAAUAGAAGUGGUUGGGAAUAUAUGGGGAAUGGCUCAAGAGAUGGCAUGGCUAAUGUAGGUUGUGGAAGUGGGGCAAAUGAGUAUCAGAGUGCAUACAACAAACAGUAG